AUGUAUGCAUUGCCGACUAGUGCUGACCGUGCCGGUCACCAGUGCGUACCGCCUGGCCCGGGUAUAGAUCCUGCUGCUCUUACUGCUGGUACGACUGCUGCUCUGGGUGCUAGUGUAUCUCCUGCUCCAGGUACAGGUGCGGCUGCUGCUCUAGGUGCUAGUGAGUCUGCUUCCUCAUGUGCGACUGAGUCUGCUCUCUCAGGUACCGCGUCGGCUCCGGCCUCUCACACCUUCACCCUUGACUCGGGGGCUUCCAGCUCCUUCUAUCGAGACUGCACCACACUCACGCCGCUUGGUCGGCCAGUUGCUGUCUCUCUGGCAGACCCCUCUGGGGGCCCUGUCCUUUCUCACUUCUCCACUGUCCUCCUGUGUCCGGCGGCCCCCUCUGGCACCCUGUCUGGUCUUUACCUCCCCUCGUUCUCUACGAGCUUGGUGAGUGGUGCUGACCUGCAGGAUGCGGGGGUUCACCAGUUCACUCCUGCGAGUCAGCAGGUGACCCACUGCACGGACGCUCGGACAGGCCAACACCUGGCAACCUUUACUCGUCGCCCGGGGUCAAGCGUGAACACACUGACCACUACGUCUCCUCCAGUUGCUGAGCCUGGUAGGGGGCGCCAGCGUGCUGCCCCUCACUCCUCCCAGUUUCCUCAGACAGAGGCCCCGUUGCAGACGCUUCACAUGGACGUGUGGGGCCCAGCCCGCGUCCGUGGACAGGGUUACGGGCGCUACUUCCUGCUAGUUGUUGACAACUACUCACGUUACAUCGCAGUCUUCCCCUUGCGCAGCAAGGGUGAUGUCGCUGAGAGGAGGAGAGUUCUCCUCUGGCCUUCUGCGAGCCUACUGUCGCGCACAAGGCAUCCGUCAGACCUUCACGCUUCCGGACUCUCCGCAGCAAAAUGGGAUUGCUGA
Messenger RNA from Closterium sp. NIES-65, 909 nucleotides. The record is from the annotation of a GenBank genome assembly. Lineage: Eukaryota; Viridiplantae; Streptophyta; Zygnematophyceae; Desmidiales; Closteriaceae.